Molecule: messenger RNA, 768 nt
Organism: Alternaria incomplexa
Lineage: Eukaryota; Fungi; Ascomycota; Dothideomycetes; Pleosporales; Pleosporaceae
Exons: 2
Coding region: 1-768 (255 amino acids)
Molecular function (GO): RNA binding; metal ion binding
Source: RefSeq, a predicted model, not a curated record
AUGACUGAAGUUAUGAACCCCGUACCAACGCCCGCGCCUGAACCGAAGCCGAUAGAAGCUCAGCAGCCACAAUAUACAUUCAAGUUCAGCGAGUUUCUUCGGCGCGAGUAUCGCUUUGGCCUCAGUCCCGACCGUCCAGUAUGCAAGGCGUAUCUUCAGGGCCACUGUCCCGAUGGGAACAGGUGUCCAAACAAACACAACGUCUCGUCAUCCUACAACAAUCUCGUAUGCAAACAUUGGCUGCGCGGCUUGUGUAAAAAGGGCGAAACAUGCGAGUUCCUUCACGAGUACAACCUACGACGAAUGCCCGAGUGCUCCUACUACGCUCGAACCCAGACAUGCUCCAACGGCGACGAUUGUCUCUACCUCCACAUCGACCCCGAAGCCAAGCGCCCAUCCUGCCCACAUUACGACCGAGGCUUCUGUCCACUAGGGCCAUACUGCGCACUCAAACACAACAAGAAGGAGAAGCUGUGUCCCUUCUACCUCUGCGGAUUCUGUCCCGAAGGAAAGGGCUGCAAGUACGGCGCACACCCACGGUUCCCCACUGAACUCAAGAAGCCCGAGGUGCGCGUGGAGAAGAGCCCUGAGGAGCUUGAGGCAGAGCGGAUAGAGCGCGAGCGCGAGAUGAUGAGGAGAGAAGAAGAAGACCGCGAGCGCGACGAGAGGAACGGCCAUCAAGGCGGUCGCGGUUUUAGGGGCAACUGGGAUCGUAAGAAGCGCGGGGGCCGGAGGGGAAGGGGUGGAAGGGGACGUGGGGAAUACUGA